AUGAGCCGCGAGGCGUCGCGCUGUUUUAACCAUAAAAAGUCCCACCUUCCAUUCUUUACGCACGGUCUCCGCCUUUUUCUUUGUCGUGUGUAUGUAUGUGUCCGCCAAUAUAUAUAUAUUGGAGGCACAUUUGGCUUUGCUCUCUUCUUCGUUCUCCUUUGUGUGUUUGCCGUUCUCCGUUUGGUGAGGGGGAGUUUUGGGGGCCUCAAAGAGAAGAUCUUCUUCUUGUUGCGUUUAACGAAGGCAAUGCAUCUUCCAAUGAAGCAGGACGGUGCCGCGAUGGCUGUCCCCGCGGACGUCAGUUUUGACGCUGCGGUGCAGCGUACUAACGAUGACAGUGUCGUGAGCAAACGCUCGGCGGUGUUCCAUGGGUACUUUGAGGAUCCGUAUCUUCGACAUUUUGUGCGAAAGUUCUCUCGGCGUUCCCCGUUGAUAAAUCGUGGGUACUAUUUGCGUAUGCUGGUCAUUACGGAUCUUAUUGAGAAAUGCAUUUGUCACCUUCAAUGCGCUGACCCCUCCAUUGCGGCACCCGUGCAGGUUAUCUCCCUUGGCGCCGGAUACGACACUCUCGCCAUGCGUCUUAAAGAAGAACCCCAAUACGCCAAUGUGCACUUUUACGAGGUUGACUUUCCAUCGGUCAUGCAGUCCAAGUCGGAAUUGGUGCGGGCAGCUCCAAAAGGCGCCUUUAAGGAGGACUUGGUUGCGGAACCGGCACAAGAACUGGUGAAACUGCAUGGAAACAAUUACCGUGCGAUUGGAGUGGAUUUACGUGGCACGGAACACGACCUGAUUAACUCCCUAAUGAAGGCAUCGCAGUACUUUUCCCCCAAUCAUCCCACAGUUCUCUUCGCCGAAUGCGUCAUGCAAUACAUGCCCCCGUCUUCCGCAGCUGAUCUCAUCAAGCUUAUAGCAUGCUCCUUUUCGAGGGCUAUAUUCGUUGCGUACGAUCAGGUGAAUCCGGCAGAUAGCUUUGGUAAUGUGAUGCAAGUUUCCCUCCGUGCUAAAGGCAGUCCAUUACUUGGGCUUGCAGAAACUCCAGGAAAAACAGCAAUGCUUCGCCGUGCCCUUGAAUGCAGGAUGCAAGAAGCGCGUUUUGCAAAUUUCCACGAACUUUCGCGGCAUUAUCUGAUGGGGGAUGAGCGGCAGCGUGUUGAGGCACUAGAGCCAUUUGAUGAGGCGGAAGAAUGGUGUGAGAUGUGUGAACACUACGGCAUCACGAUGGCUACGACAUCGCAUGAAGUUGGCAUGCCUGCCCAUCCAGCUUUUAAGGAAACGCCAAGCGAGACAACAACAGAAGGCUCAGAGGAAGUGGCGCAAUCCCUUGUGCGUGUUGAAAAGUGGCCAAGGGGUCGUUUUGGUUUUGAAGGUUGGGGCAAUGGACAGGCGUUUUCAGAGAAACUUUCGUCUGGUGAUGUAAUCAUUGUGUCAUUCGGUGGCUUUUCUGCCACGCGGAGCCAUCAGAGGACGAACACAGUGUAUGUUCAUAGUCUUCGUGAAGGUGAUUGCAAAGUCAUCACUGCAGCUUCCAGUGUUGAACCACCCACUCUCGUGUUUCAUUCUUUCAGUCGUGUAGCGCGUGGGGUCUACGUUGUGCUUGGUGGCCGCACAAAUCCCAAGGAUGUAACGAUGGAUGCGUACCUGCUGCAGCUGGAGCUACCCGAAGAAACUGAGGAGCUGCAAAAAACACAUCUAUUGGCUCUGUGGACAAAACUCGUGCCUGUGGCAGAAGCCAAUAAGCUCCCGGAGGCGCGUUACCGUCAUGCAGCAACGACUGUCGAGAAUAGAACAAAGGAGGAAUUGGAACGGCCUAUUUUUGUUUUUGGAGGUCGUAAUGGGGCAGGCCAUUUUUUGAACGAUGCGUGGAUGGCGACAGUUUGUGGCGAGAAGAUACAUUGGAAGCAUUUGCCACUUACAGGAGAUAUCCCGCCGCCGUGUUGCUCCAGCGCCGUUAUUGAUCUUCCUUCCACCACCGCCGUGUUGCUUAGCGGUGGCUUGAUGGCAGGCGAUGUUUGCGAGGGUGCCGUAUGGCGUGUGAAUUGGACGAAAGGCAAUUGUCGCAGAAUGCCAUACACGGUGUUCCCGCGUUUUUCUCAUACCAUGUGCCACGUGGAGGUGGGCGGUGUGGCGUGUGUGCUUGCCCUUGGCGGCUCGACCUGUCGGCCACGCGAAGGACAUCCGUCUGCGGUUCUCCUCAACCCUGAAACAGGUGAGGCAGCAUGCGUGCUAGCACUUCCCCCAGAAUGCCCAACGUGGACCCGACACUGCUGCAUCUCACUGGGCAAUGGUGUUGUAGCGGUUUUUGGUGGUGGUUUCACGUGUUUCUCAUUUGGCACCUUUGCUGCCAAGCCGUUGUUUCUUCUCCUGGGCGAAAGGAGCGACUGGCAUGUGACCAAACAGCCCAAAACAGCGGUGCAUUUGUCUCAAUCGUCCCCAUCUCCUCUUCUUUCACGUAAACGGCCCGCCGUUGAGGCCCAGCCGUUCAGCAAGGAGGCCUUUUUGGCACUUGUACGUCAACCAAAUCGACCUGUUGUAUUCCGCAAAGUUAAUAUGGGCCGCUGUGUCGACCUUUGGGCAAACCCAACGUACUUGAAGGAGGCAGAGAAGAACACGAUAGUUUCGGUUCAUGUUGCUCGAGAAACUUACUUGCUUGACUUUGUAAAAAAAAAUUUUACUUUCCGGCAUGUAUCUUUUGGUUCGCUGGUGGACCACUGUGUGAAGGCAGAGGAGAAUCCUCACGCGGCUGGAUCCGAGGCGUGGUAUCUGCGUGCGGUGGCGCCUAACAUGAAAACGGAACGCGCAAAUGUAUGGAAGGAUUUUCCAAAAUUAGGAGGCGACUUUGUACUUCCACCUGCCGUGGCGGAACAUGUCGAGUCCCGUAUGCAUCAGGCCUGUCUUCGUCUGAACGCUCCGCCCCUGCAAUUGUGGACGCAUUACGACACCCUUGACAAUGUUCUGUGCCAGGUUGUAGGGAAAAAACGUGUUGUUCUCUUUCCUCCCAGUGAGUACAAUAAUCUUUACAUGAGCGGCAGUUCCUCGGCUGUGCUGAAUAUUGAUGCACCAGACUUGGGCCGAUUCCCUCGCUUUGCUGACGCAUGUCGCCACGCUACUGAGGUUGUGCUGGAGCCGGGAGAUAUGCUUUUCUUACCUUCCCUCUGGUUUCACCACAUUACGACGAUGGAGGGAAGUUAUUCCAUUAGCGUAAACGUCUUCUUUGAGCGGUUCCCCCACGAAGAUUAUGAUAAGAAGGAUUUGUAUGGAAACAAAGACCUCCCAGCCGCAGCAAGACUACGCAAACGCAUUGUUGAGCAGGUGCAGCAGCUUGUUUCGGAACCUUUCAUAGAAAAAACAAGCGAUGGAAAGCCAUUACCACCAGACUUUGUUGAAUUUGCACUGCGGCAGGCCAUUCAGGACCUUGAGGAAAUAAGUGAUAACAUGGCGGUUGCCCACAGGGGGAGCAAGCGUCUCUAA
Messenger RNA from Trypanosoma cruzi, 3468 nucleotides. RefSeq lists its product as uncharacterized. The record is from RefSeq and is a predicted model, not a curated record. NCBI's taxonomy places the organism in Eukaryota, Euglenozoa, Kinetoplastea, Trypanosomatida, Trypanosomatidae. Gene Ontology annotation, biological process: tRNA methylation; wybutosine biosynthetic process. Gene Ontology annotation, molecular function: protein binding; tRNA methyltransferase activity. Bases 1 to 3468 code for a protein of 1155 amino acids. The transcript has a single exon.